This is a messenger RNA of Serpula lacrymans var. lacrymans S7.9, 535 nucleotides long. RefSeq lists its product as uncharacterized. The record is from RefSeq and is a predicted model, not a curated record. NCBI's taxonomy places the organism in Eukaryota, Fungi, Basidiomycota, Agaricomycetes, Boletales, Serpulaceae. The transcript has 3 exons. The annotation marks the transcript as partial.
GUUACUACAACUUCAAGUUCAGUGAACAUUCAAAUAAGCGCAGAGUCUAUCACUCACAACGUUACCAUGGGCAAGCUUCUCUAUCCCCCCUCCAAAGAAGGCGCCCAGCUCAGCGACUACGCCCUCGCCCUCAAAAUUGCACGACAUUCCCCAUGUACCGCAUGCAGCUCGUGCUCAAACCUCAGACCACCACCAGACGUCGAGGUCAUGCUCGACCAAGACGCCCAGAACAAGUCGUCCUUGGGUGACUUGACCCAGUACGGCUCAGACGACGACGACGCGCCCUACGCUUAUAUCGAGACCUGUGAUUGCGGACACGAUGUCACCGAUCACGGUGCAGACGAAUCCGUCAUUGGAAGAGACGAGUUCUCUCGCAGAGCACGCGUUGCCGUUCGUCUCGACGAGCUCCUUCAGGAUGUAGACAAACUAUUGGACUUUGAUUAUACCGACGAUGAUAUUGUCUCACUGCGCCAGCAAAUGAAGCUUCCUAUUUCUCUCGUUAGCACCUCAUCUCCGUCUAUCCAGCAUUCCUCCC